CUCCGCGUUCCUCAACCACCAACACCCUGUCGACGCAGAGUUCACUACAUCUGGAGUGCAGGUCGCACAAGCUCAGGAUACCUUGACUGCACGGACGUCACCGUUAUACGCGCACAGCUUCUGAUUUGGACCGGCUUCCGCUGACUAGUAGGCGCCCAACAAGCGCCACACUUCGCACCAUCCUAUACCUCUUUUAACCGCUCGGCUACUGCUCGGUCAGGCCAAUUGAGACUCAGGAAUAGGUCCUUCCCUCUUGUCCACCCCCACAUCUGUCAUGGCCUCCGUCGCAGGCACGUCCUUGGCUGCCCCCGCCGAGUCCGAGUCCGAUGCACCGUCUCAGCCACUCCCCCUAUACACUUGGCGCGAGUUCAGUCCUGACGCACGCCUUUGGUACUGCAAGACAGUAUCCGAGGCCAAUAAUGCAGUGAACAGGAUACGCUCUGACAGCGUAGGCUUUGACAUGGAGUGGAAGCCCGUCUACGUCUCUGGUCAGGCGGAGAACCGCGUCGCGCUCGUUCAGGUCGCCGAUGGUGAUCAUAUCGUUCUCGUACAAGUCAGUCAGAUGCAACUCUUUCCUGAACAAUUGCGUCUGCUGCUUGAGGACCCUUCUGUUGCUAAAACGGGCGUCGGCAUAAGUGGAGACGCCCAAAAACUUUACAGAGACCACGGCAUCUCAAUGUCGAACGUAGUCGACCUUGGUCUUAUGACCCGCUCGGUGGACAAUGCGAACUGGAAAGGUCCUUACAGCAGCCCUAUUGGGCUCGCGAGGCUCAUCGACUUCUACGAGAAGCGCGAGCUGCGCAAGGGGAGGAUCUCGCGCAGCAACUGGGAGAAGGUACCUCUGAGCGAUGAGCAGAAACAAUACGCCGCGAACGACGCGCACUGCGCCUGGGUGCUUUACGGUCGCUUGCGGACGUUGCUAUCGGUCAUGGCGAAGCAGCCGAAGCCCGUGUGCUACACGUUCGAUGCCGUGCGCGGUCGGUUGUGCGAGCCCAAAACGACGGCUGAAUGGAAGCCUGCUAAUCCGGACUACGAUCCCGGCCCUCCGCCGCCGAAGCUUGAGCCGUACUUGUGGAGCAAGUUCAGCCCGAACGCGCAGCUGAAGUACUGCAAGACGGUCGAGGAGGCGGACGCGGCGAUUUCUGCGAUUUCUUCGCCGGCGGUCGGAUUCGAUAUCGUGCUUCGCAGGCCAAAGAAGGAUGAUGAGUUACCGGUCAAGCACGUCGCGAUGAUUCUUUUGGCUGACGAGCACUGGGUCAUUUUGAUCCACCUUGAGAGGAUGCACGAAGCCUUCCCCGACAAGCUACGCGAGCUUCUUCAGAACACUCUGGUCGUUAAAGCCGGUAUGGUUCGAGGAUCCAGCCUACAACUUUACAUGCAAUACGGCGUGCCCACAGCAAACAUCAUCGACCUUUCCUUGUUUGCUCGCUCCGUGGACAGCAAUCGCUGGAAAAAGGGCAGCUACGAGGACUUACUAACGCUUCGAGAGCUCAUUGUUGCAUAUGAUGAACACACCUUCCCGAAAAACUCGGAUGGCUUUCCGAAGGACCUAGACUGGCGAUUACCGUUGACUCCAGAGCUCAUGCUAUACGCUGCUAACUCUGCGCACGGCCGGUGGCACGUGUACACCAAGCUUGCCACGCUCCUGAGCAAGAUGGUCAAGCAGCCGUUGGCGGCGUACUACACCUACGAUGUGAGCUCGGGCGCGCUAUGCCACCCCUGCACGAGCACACCCUGGGUGCCACAUAACCCGGAUUACAAGCGAAGCGCGCCCGCCGGUAAGGGCAAAGGGAAGGGCGGCCAACAAAAGAAGCCCCCGCUCAAGGGCGCACAACAGCGUCCUGUGCCCACGACCGCUCCCCCUGGCGGGUAUGGCAGAGGAAGCGUGCCUCACAGCGGCAGAGACGCACCAUCGACAAGCACCGUCCCACCAAUAGUUCACACAACUGGGUAUAUUGAACCCGUGUCUGAUGCUAUUGCUGCCAUCCGAGCUCGCACGGCUGUGCGCCAGGCUCGCCCGCGGCCCUCCAACCCAGGCUCUGUCAAUACGAUGCGCGAGAAGGCGCAAGCUCGCCAGCAACCGGACCCCUCGUACCUCGCGCAACGCGGCGUUGCUACCGCGUCGCCACCGCAAACUCAUCAAGAAUCAGCGCCCUCCACCUCGGGCUCGACUGGCCCCCCGAAGCGAGGUGGGAAGGGAAACAACAAAAGGCGGAAGUAAUACAAUGAAGGAAUCCAGUACCUCGCUAUGCGCACGUACUGUUUUGUAACGCACUCACAUGUCCAGUAUCCGCCGGCGGAUACCUCUUGCUGAUCUACCUACGAUGAUUCGUGCUACUGUCGCCGCUGUCCAAUCCGUCGCUGUAAUUGCUGUUACAUAUGCACGCCUCUGUAUACAUGUAGUAAGACACUCCUCUGUACUCUUUGGUCUGUACUCUUUGAUAUCUUGGCUAUAUAGUGCACUCUACCCUUGGAAA
Messenger RNA from Schizophyllum commune H4-8, 2477 nucleotides. RefSeq lists its product as uncharacterized. The coding region runs from base 275 to 2221 and encodes 648 amino acids. Gene Ontology annotation, biological process: nucleobase-containing compound metabolic process. Gene Ontology annotation, molecular function: nucleic acid binding; 3'-5' exonuclease activity. Lineage: Eukaryota; Fungi; Basidiomycota; Agaricomycetes; Agaricales; Schizophyllaceae. The record is from RefSeq and is a predicted model, not a curated record. The transcript is spliced from 8 exons.